Cryphonectria parasitica EP155 is the source of this 270-nucleotide messenger RNA. RefSeq lists its product as uncharacterized. The record is from RefSeq and is a predicted model, not a curated record. The annotation marks the transcript as partial. Gene Ontology annotation, molecular function: ATP binding; protein serine/threonine kinase activity. Gene Ontology annotation, biological process: autophagy; peptidyl-serine phosphorylation. Gene Ontology annotation, cellular component: cytoplasm. NCBI's taxonomy places the organism in Eukaryota, Fungi, Ascomycota, Sordariomycetes, Diaporthales, Cryphonectriaceae. The transcript has a single exon.
GCAACUGAAUUGCUCUCCGGCCUGGAUUAUCUUCACUCCAGGCAUGUCACGCAUCGUGACCUCAAACCAGCCAACAUCCUAGUACCAAGAUGCAAUCCGAUGCAUAUCAAAAAAACCGAUUUUGGUCUGGCAGUUGCACGGUCUCAACAACUCGAGACAAAUUGUGGCACAGCUCUCUACCUAGCUCCUGAGGUUUCCUCCCAGGCCUACUACACCAACAAGGUCGAUUUGUGGUUUCUCGGAGUGAUUGCUUUAGAGCUUGUUCUUGGG